Anarrhichthys ocellatus (wolf-eel) is the source of this 3607-nucleotide messenger RNA. Its product is annotated as protein yippee-like 1. Bases 3102 to 3461 code for a protein of 119 amino acids. Lineage: Eukaryota; Metazoa; Chordata; Actinopteri; Perciformes; Anarhichadidae. The record is from RefSeq and is a predicted model, not a curated record. The transcript is spliced from 5 exons.
AGCGCGAGUGACCUGCUGGAGGACACGCGCGUGUCUGUCAGAAUAAUCACUACAAUAACUGUAAAAGCUAUUACAAUGUCGUACUUACUUUAAAGUGCGUGUCUGUAUAGUGAGUUUAUAACUGUUAUUCUACUUUAGUACAUUUUAUGUUUCUCGUGUGUUGCACAAAGGGAUUUAUAGCUUUUAUUGCCUACAUUAUAUUUAACACCUGAAAGGUAUCGGGUUUAGUUUUUGUUUUUGGGUGCAGACAGUGCCUCUAAUGCAUGAAAAACACAUUUUAAUAUCACGGUAACAAUCUUAUAAUAUGUAUAAUACUCUUCUAUAAACUUAGUUUGGCAUUUAUGUCGUAUUCCUUUAUUUCCAUGCUCCUAUAGGAUUGUAAUUCUGUAGGAUUUUUAUAACCGUAGGCCUAUAAUUACGCGUUUACAUUAAUUAUAAGGUUACAAUGUCUCCUUUCUUUAAUGAGACACGUUUUGCAAUUUGAUCCUCGAGUUACAUUCAAGAGCAGAACAUAAAACCCGGACGUGCAGCUCCUUUCAUGUGAUAACGUGCGCUAUCUCCGCUAUGUUCACCAGCACCUCCAUCAUCUCUUUGGCUGCAGAUCGCGGUCAGUUUUUUUUGGGGGGGUGCUUAUGAUGCCACGUGAACAAGCGACAAAAACACAGCGAAAGGGAUUGAUUUCAUAACGCUCGCGCGCGCGCGCGCACAAAGCCUGCCUCUCCGAGGGAAGCUGCAAUGUUGUGUUUACGUGCAUCCAUACGGUGAAGCAACACCUUGGAGAGCAUUGCAACACGACGGGGCUCGUGUUGCAAUGUCAAUAUACGUAUAUUUGUAAUCAAAGGCAGUAAAAAAAAAAAGAUAUAAACAGUUCAUGAGUGCUUGUUGUGUUGAAGCUCAUGCGCGUCCACGACGUCAGGGCAAGCAAGGGUAGGACGAGGACAGGCUUUUGAUUGAGAGCUAUAAACCAGAUUACUGUUUUAUUAUUAGGCUGUUUUAUGGUUAAUGUCAUCAUUCAUGGCAUUAGAUGUCAGAUAUGGAUCUGUCCAAUGUCAGGGACGAUGCAGCACUGACACAUAAACAGAGGCGGAGGAGGAGGAGGAGGAGGAGGAAGAGGAGGUGGUGGUGGUGGUGGACGAUCAGGCUGCUGUUUAGUUUUUUUCAUCUAUACAAUAAAAUAUUAAUUUCAGCUUAAAGACAUGCUCUGUUUCUAAAAAUAACUAAUAGGGUCAAACGUGUUUUGGCUCAGAUUUCGCUGUGUGGGCGUUUUUCAGGAAAAGGGAUCCUGUAAUAUUCUUGUAGUGUUUCUGUGGUGCUCUGUUUGGACUUUCUGCUCUCUGGUGUUUCUGCUCCCACUUGGUGUCGGAUUGUAUAUUUUGUUGUGUUUGACAGCCUUAUAAAACAAGUCUGGAUCAUUUUUCCUUAGAGGAUUAUAACCCACAAUACCGUUUAUUAAAUCUAGACUCAUUAAAAUAGCAAUAGGUGCAAUGUAAAUUGUAAUUUGAGUGAACAAAAUGUGCCCAAAACGUGCAGAAACCAAAUGUGACUUGUCUUUAAAGAGCUGCAGGUGGAAAACUGAGCAUGACAAACACAAAGUAUUCGUUUUCAUAUCAGAGAAAGAAGAGGAAUGAAAUUCAUAUUCUCAUCUUGUAUUUAUUUACACAUCCGGGUGUCUGCGCGCUCCCUCCUCCUCCCGGUGGCGCGUUCAUGUCUCAUGGGAAAUAAGCUCUUCAACAAUAACAAAGUAACUUUCAGAUUUUUGUUUUUUCUGAAAAAAAGAUAUUGCUUGUGAUAAAUAAUUCUCCACUUUGACACAAUUUACACACAAACACGUUAUAUGUGAUGCGUUUGCAUCUAUGCUUUACAGCAUUAAAUCAAUGUCAAAAACAUCCAAAAAUACAUUGACCUCCAUUCAAAACUUCAGCAAAGAAGUUGGCUUUCAGUUGCCAAAGUCAACAACCCGAAAUAUGAAGUGAAACACGUGGGGGGAAACUAAAAGGAUCUUUGUGUUUGAAAGCAUACAAUAUAAGCUCUAUUACUGUUUUAUUAGGCCAAAACUGAGCAAAAAACAUACAUGUAUAUAUGUAUAUAAAAAGAAUAAAGGUCAUUUUAAUUUAAGAUGAGAUUUAUGAUGUUGAUACCUUGAGUUUAUUGAUCAUAUGCAGCGAAACUAAAGUGGCACUGCAGCAAAAGAAGAAGAACAGAUGCAUAGAUACAAAGUCUUGACCAAAAUAAUCACAAAUAUAGUUCAUGGUUCUUUUAUUUGACAUUUUACAAACAUAAUAGGGUUGAACAAUGAAAGGUAAACUGUAGCUACUUCAUGCGAUACAUAAAUUUACUUUAAAAACAUUUACUUUUAUAUCUACUUAUAUACACAUAUAUCUAUGCACAUAUGCGUGUGGAGAUGAAGUCAUUGCAAUAAAUAAUUAAAUAGAAAAAUGGCUAAAAGUAAGAAAAACAAAUAGAAAAUGCUGAAGAGCACAUACGAAAACAAAUGUACUCCAAAUAAAACAUAAAAUUAAUAGACUUUAAAAAGGGGGAACAUUUAUUUCCACCUGAAUGCCACUCUGAACCUGCGUUCCAUCUUUCCCACGGGAGCCUGAAGGCAGCACAGCCACCCAUUGGCCAGCCAUAGCUGUCGAUCACAGCUCCAUCUCCCUCCCACGUGGUGACGUUCCGUACCAAAGUAACCAGAGGCCAGUCCAUUACGCACACAAAAGACACAACAAAAGCUCGUGUUGGGGGAAAAAAUGAAACCCGUCAGCACCCAAAGGACACAACAAUAAGUUCCCGUCUGGCAGCACCACACAUGGACCAGAGCCUGGGACGACGACAAGCAUUGAAUCAACUUAGAAAAGAAAACAUCAGACUGAAAAACACCUCUUGUCUUUCUUCAGUUUUCCACCAAGCUGCGUUUUGUUCUGAUGAUCCAGAUGGUUUGAUUUUCUCCCGUGGUGUCUGUGUGGAGCCUGCCACACACCCACUCCACAACAACGACGGCUUUUGCCUGCAUCUUCCAGUGCUUCUUCUGUCAGCAAGUCCAGCAGAGCUGCAACUCUUCCAGUGCCAGCCCGGACACCUGCGAAGAGCCCUGCCCCACUGACAUGGUGAAGAUGACCAAGUCAAAGACCUUCCAGGCUUACCUGCCGAACUGCCACCGCACCUACAGCUGCAUCCACUGCCGGGCACACCUGGCCAACCAUGACGAGCUCAUCUCAAAGUCAUUUCAAGGCAGUCAAGGAAGAGCCUAUCUGUUUAAUUCGGUGGUGAAUGUCGGCUGCGGGCCAGCCGAGGAGCGGGUUCUCCUCACAGGUUUACACGCUGUGGCUGACAUCUACUGUGAAAACUGUAAAACCACACUGGGCUGGAAAUAUGAACACGCGUUUGAGAGCAGUCAAAAGUACAAAGAGGGAAAGUUCAUCAUCGAGCUGGCUCACAUGAUCAAGGACAAUGGAUGGGAGUGACGCUCCUCUUUUCUUUUUCUGACCUUGGAAUGCUCUUUAUUGAACUGCGUGGAGCGACGGCCAUCGACCACCCCCCACCCCACCUCCACCAACCUCCACCCUCUCGCCUCCUUCACGUGCACACUCGCCCAUCGUGAAAACGAACA